Molecule: messenger RNA, 2018 nt
Organism: Vitis vinifera (wine grape)
Lineage: Eukaryota; Viridiplantae; Streptophyta; Magnoliopsida; Vitales; Vitaceae
Product: inositol-pentakisphosphate 2-kinase
Exons: 7
Coding region: 399-1760 (453 amino acids)
Biological process (GO): inositol phosphate biosynthetic process
Cellular component (GO): nucleus
Molecular function (GO): ATP binding; inositol-1,3,4,5,6-pentakisphosphate 2-kinase activity
Source: RefSeq, a predicted model, not a curated record
ACCCACUUGGCCACUUCCUACUUCUCUCACUCGGGCAUCAAGAAGCCUUUUCUGAAGUUGCCCUCCAGACGAGAGAAUCCCUAAAAAGGCCCUAUUUUCCUCACCUGCAGCGAUUUUUCGCCGAUUUUAACCGAAAUUUCUCCCGUCGACAUUUCGCCCCCCUCUUUCGUAUCGCUGGCCACCGAAACCAGAAAUUUCGGCGAAAAAAAUGGAAACUUUCAUCAAUGGACAGAGGACUGAGAGCAGAGGAGGGGCACCAAGCAGCGUUGGGUUUAAAAAAGUUGGAAAGAUGCCACCCAUAUGCUUUAUGUUCCAGGGAUGCAGAGAGCAGUGAGACUGAGCCCUAGCUCCUCCUCCUCCUCAUUUCCCCAUGCUCUCUUCUUAAUUCAGUUGCAUACAUGGAGAUGGAGGUGGCCCUACACAAAAAUGACGCUCCCCACUGGGUUUACAGGGGAGAAGGCGCUGUCAAUCUUGUUCUUGCUUACAACGGAUCCUCUCCUCUAUUCGUGGGGAAAGUGCUACGCAUACAGAAGGCUUCCAGGAAGGUAGCCCCAGGUUCAGAACAAUGGCUGAAUGGCCACGAACGCCUUAUCUGGAAAGACAAUCCUGAUAUUUUAUCAUCCCCUUCGAAGGAAAUUGCACAGCAGAUGUUUGUGCAGAAUGUAAUGGCCCCCCGGUUAGGUUCCCAACACAUUGAUGCGGGGAUUCGUGUUCUUGUGUCCAGGGAAUUCCUGGAAUCAGUUGAAAAGAAUGUGCUCUGUCAACGUCCUGCUUGGCGAAUUGAGGCUGCCAAGGUUAAUACCAACUGUGAUUAUGCACUUCUUUUAUCUGAUCAUUCGGUUUUUCCCCAUAGUUUUGUUAAAGGUGAACCAUGCAUAUCUGUUGAGAUAAAGCCCAAAUGUGGAUUUCUUCCAUUUUCAAGAUUCAUAGCUGAAGGAAAUGCUAUUAAAAAGAGAGUAACCCGGUUUAGGAUGCACCAAAUCCUGAAGUUGCAUCAACAAGAGAUAGCACAAAUUAGUGAAUAUGAGCCAUUGGAUCUAUUCUCUGGAUCCAAGGAGAAAAUGCAUAAAGCUGUCAAGGCUCUCUUUACCACCCCUCAGAACAAUUUUCGAGUAUUCUUAAAUGGUUCUCUCAUAUAUGGGGGCUUGGGUGGUGGGACAGAUAGUACUAGCUUUAUGGUUGGUGAAGCAUUUGAAGAUGUACUCAAGUGUGUAAUUCAAGCUGAGGUUGGCAUGCGUGUGGAAAGUUUUUUACAUCUUGUUUCUGAGACAGUCUCUAAAUCAGGAGUGUUGGAUCGGCUUCUUGAAGUACAGAAGCUUGAUACGUUUGACAUAGAAGGGGCAAUCCAUGCAUAUUAUGACAUUGUUUCUGAGCCUUGCACUGUCUGUAGAGAUUUGGGCGAGGACAUAGCUUCACAUAGAUAUACUUCUCUGCAUUCCAUUCCUUCAGAUGAAAGUUUGAAGAUUGUUAGAGACUAUUUGAUUGCUGCAACUGCAAAGGACUGUAGUUUGAUGAUCAGUUUUGCCCCAAGAAAAGAUGGGAAUUCAGCUUCUCCAUAUAGUAAUGUAUAUCUAGCAUCAACUGAUCAAAGUUUUGAUUACAAGGCAUAUUUCAUUGACCUGGAUAUGAAACCCUUGAAGAAGAUGCAAUACUAUUAUGAACUAGACCAGAAAAUAGUGAGCUGCUAUACUCAGAUGAUGAAAACGAAGCAUCAACCAGAAAAAGCUGCAAGCAGUGGGGCUUAUGAAACUACAAGUUAGCAUUCAACACAACACCAAUCAGGAUGGAGAUUCCACUUUGCUGCCAAUGUUCUGAUAAAAUAUCAAAUGUUCAUUUAUUAGAACAAAUUAGUUAUUUCCUCGUCAGGGUUCACUUUGUCAUAGUAUACCAAAACAUCAGCCUGGCCUAGACUUCAAGGCUUGAGCUUGAUUUGCUGGUGCUUCCUCCUGUCUAAGGCUUCUUGCUGGAUCCUUGCAUGUUUGACAUAGAUGAAUUUGGAUUUGCCCAUUGUGAAACUA